AAUUGAGUAAGGCAAUUAGCCUGGAUUUGCCAGAGGUUGAGAGAAUGGCAGCACUCCUCCUUUCUAGUUUCCAGUACUCUGCCCAAAAGCUUGAGCAGUCUCUGGGGCACAUGGAAGGCUUUGAUUUGGAAACUUUUCAGCAGAAUGUGGUCUGUCGGAUCCUGCAUUCAAUAAAUUGGUGAUUACCUUAAAGGACACAAUUGUGAAGUUUUCAGCAGAGAAUCAAGCUUGGGAUGAGCUGCUACUUUCUUAUCAGAAAAAAAUGGAAGAAAUAUCCAGGCAGCUAGAGUCAUGCGAGCUGAAACAGGCACCAGAGGAAUCUUUCAGCUACCUUGGGACAUCCCAAGCCCAUGUACUUCAAGCCAAGCCAGACUAUCAGAAAAUACUAGAUUGUCAAGCAGAAGUCUUUUAUUGCCUAGAGGGCGUGGUGAGUGAUGACAUCAGUUAUUGUACCAUUGUUUUGUCACUCCUUACUGUCUUUUUAAAAUUUAAUGUUAUUAACUAG
Molecule: messenger RNA, 505 nt
Organism: Thamnophis sirtalis
Lineage: Eukaryota; Metazoa; Chordata; Lepidosauria; Squamata; Natricidae
Source: RefSeq, a predicted model, not a curated record